AUGAGUGCAGCUGCUGUCGAUUCUUCCACUCCAACCGUCCAACACGAUUUGAUCAAUGAAACUCUUCCUGAUGUGUCUUCGAUCUUGGUGACAAGAUUAGACCAUUGGAUCCACGCUAUCGAAUUGUUGGUCAAUUACUCUGAGGGCUACAUUUACUUAGCUGAAAAAAUCUCUGAGGGCUUUGAGAAGAUCAAGAAGAACCUAACUCAACAACCCCAAUUCCCUGUCCAUACUGUCGAAGGAUCAAAUAAUAGCAGCGAUACCGAUGUCUAUAAUUCGUCUGGUAUUAAUGCUAAUCGCAAUGCUAAUGGCAAUGGCGAGCUAGACAACAUUUCUUCCACAGGCGAUCAUUUGAAAGGUAUUUAUGGGCUAUUUGAAUUAUUAAAGCUCAAAAACAACGAUAACAUCAUUCAAACUCACGGAUUAGAACAAUUGCUUCGAUCAAUAGUACCCGAAUUGAAGAAAACAAUUAAUGACAUUCAAAUUGAAAAGAAAAAAAUCAUUCAUGAUAACCUCACCUAUUUAAAGGAUUACGACAAAUACAAGAAAAAAUCAACUCAUGAGUCAAAUAAAUUAAAUGAAAUAAUCUUGCAAUUAAAGGAUUCAAACCGAUCAUUAAACGAUUUUGAAAAUGACCCCUAUUUAUUGAAAAAACAUUUAUUAAAGACCUCCUCAAGCUUUAUCUCAAUUGAAAAUUCUUUAAUUGAUUCAUUCAUCAAAACUAUUCGUAAUUUCAAAAAUUUUGAAUCAAAUUUUAUUGUCAACAAUAUCAAAACUAACUUGAUCUCUUUAACUCAAUACAUUUUGAAGUUCUCUUCUUUAUUCGAUGCAAAUUUGAAAAAUAUUAUAAACGAAUUUUCACUUUUAGACAAUCAAUUUGAAUGGGAUUAUUUUAUUUCUCCAAACAAUGUCAAUAAUUUAAGUUUGAUAACCAGUGGGAGUUUAGAUUUGGAUUCAAAUAGCACUCCAAAUACAAAUACAAAUACAAAUACAAAUUCAAAUUCAAAUGACGAAUUGGCUAAUAGCCGUUUAAUUUCAAACAAUUCAGAGGCUUUAAAUUUGUUACUAAACGUCGAUGCAUUAGCUGAAAGCGAAGUAAUAAUCGAUAGAAAUAUUAGAAAAACCAUUGAUAAUACGGUUUUCCCCAAUAAAGAUAACCCGCUAACUAUUCCAAUAAUUGAAAAUGAACUAAAUUAUAAAAGAGUUUCAAAUUUAAAAUCAGAUCACCUCAAAUCAAGUUAUUUUGUUGUCACUAGAUCAAAAUAUUUAAUUAAUUUCAAGGACAAAUAUCAUUUUGGAGACCCAGAAUUCGUAUUCUAUUUACCAGAUUGCACAUUGAAUGCAUCUAUUCAAGAUUACAAACACCAAACAACCACAAUCAGAGUUCCAAGUCAAGGAUCAUAUAGCAGUGAAAACGAUGGUUCACCAACCUAUCUUGGAGAUGAAAGUGCACCCGCUGAGAUUACCAGAUCUAAAUCUAAAUCAAUAAAAAAUACUUUUUCAAGAAAAUUUUCUAAAAAGAAGAAGUACAUUAAAGAAGUUGAAUACAAAUUUCAAAUUAAAGGCGCAGACUGUAAUAAAAGUUUUCUUACAAAAUUCUCUAGUCAUAAAAAAUUGAUUGAAUUGAAAUUUGCUUCAAAGGAAGACAUGUUAAUUUGGUAUAAUGUAUUAAAAGAAGCCACUGGAUUACUCCAAACAGAGGCCGAAAGAGAAGAUGAGGAAGAAAUAGAAGAUACUCUUCAAAUAAACCCUAUUGUUGUUAAUGAUCCAAAUGCACCACUUGAAAGAGUUGAAGAAAACCAACAGAAAGGUGCAAUUUUAGAAACUGAUGAAAGAGCAGAACCAGUACAAAACACUACACCACCACCAGUUCCAGAAAGAGUUUCAGAAACAGCUCCUGAACCAACUCCUGAACCAGUCACAAAACCAACUCCUCAGCCAGUUGUCCAGUCUACUAAACCCGCUUUUAACCCGGCACCUGAGCCAGUUACACAACCAAUUCGUGAGCCAACUCUUGAACCAAAAGUUCAAGAAUCUCCAAUUCAGCCAGCUAAUCAAAUAGAAAGACCCCCUGGUCCUCCUCCAAACAAAUCAGCCCAGUCAGUGAAAGCUUCAGCUCCAGGUGCAUGGGUUCCUCCAGCUACCAUAACUUCCUAG
Messenger RNA from Ascoidea rubescens DSM 1968, 2157 nucleotides. RefSeq lists its product as uncharacterized. Lineage: Eukaryota; Fungi; Ascomycota; Saccharomycetes; Ascoideales; Ascoideaceae. The coding region runs from base 1 to 2157 and encodes 718 amino acids. The record is from RefSeq and is a predicted model, not a curated record. The transcript has a single exon.